UUCCAUGACAACUGCUUCCAAGAAUGGUGAAGACAUUCCAAGCCUACUUACCGCCCAAGUGCCAUCGCACAUACAGCUGUGUGCAUUGCCGUGCACAUCUUGCUAACCAUGAUGAACUCAUUUCCAAGUCUUUCCAAGGAAGUUUAGGACGUGCCUACCUCUUCAACUCUGUUGUCAAUGUUGGGUGUGGCCCUGCUGAAGAGCGUGUCCUCCUUACAGGUCUUCAUGCAGUUGCAGAUAUCUACUGUGAAUGCUGUAAAACCACCCUUGGGUGGAAAUAUGAACAUGCCUUUGAAACGAGCCAAAAAUACAAAGAAGGCAAGUUCAUUAUUGAGUUGGCCCACAUGAUUAAAGACAAUGGCUGGGAGUGAAGUUAGACAUUUUUGAUGGCACGGCAGAGGUGAUGCAUGGCUUGUUCCUCUGCUAAACCACUACAGCAGGAACUUUUUGAAGGAGAGGAAGGAAGAGGGAGGGAGAAAAAAAAUUUUUUCAUACCACCACUCCUAUAAAAAAAAAAAAAUAUUAUUUAAACGAUAUAUAUAUAAAUAAAUAAGAGUGACAGAAAGAAAGAAAGAAAGAAAAGAAAACGGAAUCCAUUUGCUAAUUAUUCUGUUUUUAAUUGUUUGUUUUUCUCUUUUCCCAUCUUUCUUUUUACCAUCAUUUCAUUACAGUCUCCUCUCUCUCCUCUCUAUUCAUAUCUUGUCUGUCUGUUUGUCUUUCUUUCUCUCUCUCUCUCUCUCUCUUUCUUUGUUUUUUUCCUUUCACUCUUUGUCUAUGUCUUUCUCUCUGUCUUUCAUGUGUACAUCACACACUCACACACAUAUAACGAACAUGCAUGCUUGCCCAUACCUCCCAAUGCAUUUUAUUGCAACCAACAGUCCAUUUCUCAAAGCUUCCUUUCUUUCUUUUUUCCCCUUUUCUUUUUUUCUGUUCCUCUUACUUUCACUACCCUCUAUAUAAUCCCCAAACAGAAGCUUAAUUGCUUUCAGAUCAUUAUUAUUAUUAUUAUGCUCAAUAAAAUGAGUAGCAGUAAACUACUGGGGGUGAUCAAUAUACACCCUCCCUCCUUCUCCUUGCCCUCCCCAAUUUUCUUUUUUUGGCUUUGUGCCAAAGUUCUUCAGUUUCCAUUUCUUUGUUACUACCACCACCACCACAACAAUUACUACUACUACUACUACUAUUUAUCUGUAAUCAUCAGCUGUUUAUGCCUUAUUUGUAAUUGGGGUUACAUACAUCCAAUGUCACACUACAAUGCACCUCACCACUCCAUCUCGUGCCACAGCAGCACACCACACCACACCACACUACACCAUUUCACCAUCACUUUUUGUCCUCGUCUCACUGCUGUCAUGUCACUAUCAACACAUACAACCACACACACACACACACACACUGUUACUACUACAUCUCUCUCUCUCUCUCUCUCUUUCUCUCUCUUUGAACAACUUCUCUCAUGAACCACCAACGACAAUAACUAUCCAAUGAUCUCGUUUUUUAACUAUGCUGUCUGGGUUUUUUUUU
Octopus bimaculoides (California two-spot octopus) is the source of this 1521-nucleotide messenger RNA. Its product is annotated as protein yippee-like 1. Lineage: Eukaryota; Metazoa; Mollusca; Cephalopoda; Octopoda; Octopodidae. The record is from RefSeq and is a predicted model, not a curated record.